Molecule: messenger RNA, 1225 nt
Organism: Tarenaya hassleriana
Lineage: Eukaryota; Viridiplantae; Streptophyta; Magnoliopsida; Brassicales; Cleomaceae
Exons: 7
Coding region: 6-1067 (353 amino acids)
Source: RefSeq, a predicted model, not a curated record
UAGACAUGGCGUUUUGUCGCUUAGCUAUUUCCUUGGCAUUUCUGGUUUUCUCUCAUGUAAUUUGCGGAAUGUGUGAGGAGACUACAUAUGAAUUCGAAUGCGUUGACAUUAGCCGACAGCCAGCUUUCCAACACCCAUCGCUAAAGAAUCACAAAAUUCAGAUGAGACCAAGCGUGGAACUGGAGAAAAUGUUGGAAAAACAAUUUCCGAAAAUUUUUUCUAACUUAUCGUUCGAUGAAUCGGAUGAACCCUGUCCAAAUGGUAUGGUACCAAUACCGAAACGCAACAACGAGACCGCGAGCCUUUAUCUAAUGGAUGAUAAAUUCCCCGGUCAACAUUUUGCGACCAUUGAGACCAAGAACGACGGCAGUGUCUACGUGGGAGCCGUGGCUGAGAUUAGCAUCCAGUCUCCACAUGUAAAACUAAACCAAUACAGCAAAGCUCAGAUUUGGGUCGAAAAUGGGCCCACCAGUCUCCAAGCCGGUUGGGCUGUACACCCGAGAAUAUACGGAGACUCUCGUCCACGGUUCACUACAUAUUGGACUGGAGACGGAUACAAAAGCACCGGUUGCUACAAUGUCGUGUGUCCGGGUUUUGUACAAACAAGUUCCUAUAUAUUCCCCGGAAAGCCGUAUCCCCAAAUAUCACAGUAUGGCGUGACACCGGUUUACGCCACCAUACUCAUUACCAAGGAUCCGACCACAAAAAAUUGGCUGUUGUAUCACGAUUAUAAGAACGUCGGGUAUUGGCCGAGGGAGAUCGUACCCUCGAUGGAUGUCGGAGCCACCCGGGUUCGGUACGGCGGCAAUACGUACGUUUCUCCGGACGGAAUCAGUCCGCAAAUGGGAGACGGGAAUUUCCCGAACGUCGACAUAUCCAAGUGCGCAAACUUCAGACGAAACUCUCUCAUUUUGGAAGGUUCCGCGCCCAUUGAUAUCGAUGGUAAUAAAAUGACAAAAUAUACCGAUAGCGAUACUUGCUUCAAAUUGAAAUACUUUGGUGUCGAGAUUAAGGAGUUUGGACCGAUAUUUGCAUAUGGUGGUCCUGGUGGCCAAUGCGGUGUUUGAUAGUCUUGUUUUGGGAUCAAUCGCCCAACAAAUAUGAACUUUUCAAAGUUGGUUAAUAAAUAUAUGAACUUUUAAUUUCGUAUGAAAAAUAAACCAAUUUUGAAAAUUUUCUCUAAAAUGUGUGGGUUUAUGCCAAAAUUUUCAAAGUUCAUGUAUUU